ACUCACCUUGUGCAGCUCCAAGACCAAAGCACAGACCAAAUGGCAUGAACAGUUGCUCAGUGUGGUGCACUUGGCUAAUUUAAUUUAAUUUAGGGUAGCUGCUAGCUUUGUCCCAUGUGUGCAAACUGCAUGGUCCUUGGAGAAGCCAAAAAUUGCCCAUUCCAGAUACCAAGCCCGUGCUCACCCCAGUGAAGGAGCCCUAUGCUUUUACAUCCCCCAGAGAAGGGAUGGGAACACCUUCCUUUCAAGUCCUCUCUUUCAUCAGACACCCUUCAGGUGUUUGCAGUAUUCUACCAUUGUCUCACUACCACUAAAGCCAGGUAAUAAUAAGUACAUGAAGGUAUUUGGAGCCCAUUGCUGUUAAUGGAGAUGUGGCUGAUACAGAGUGGGACAGCAGCUAUGUAUCACAGGCUGAGCACCAUCCAAGAUCAGGCAAGAAUUGCCUUGCUGAGAGAAGACCCAGCUGUUUUGUCUUUUCCUUUUCCUUUUAUUUUUGAAGGUGACCUAUGCUAGAGGCUCACUGAGUGGGCCCCAGAGCUGUUGUGACCAUGUGCUGCCACCUUGGAAGAGUCCCCAUCCCCAAGGCAGGUUUGCAGCAGGGAUUGUGCACGUGAUGACUGCCUCGAUGUAAAAGCCUUGUGCUUGAAAAAGUCUUGCAGAAAAGUCUUCUGCCUCUUGUUUCUGUUGAAAUUCAAUCCAUGGAGGACUGUGGCAGUGCUGGAGAGAUCAGACAUGCUGCAGUGUGUGUGGAAACAGUCCUGGAGGGGACAGGGACAAGAGACAGUCCACUCAGGUUUGGGGGGGGGUUUUAUGUUUUUAAACCACUUACUGCUUCCUUUUGCUAAGUCAAGGCUGUAUGGAAGGCUCUCAGGACAUGGGAGGAAAGGGCAUGUCUGCAGCUUUCUCUGUCUGAUGGUGUACAAUCUCCCCCAUAGUAAAUUAUCUUGGAUGUAACAGUGCUGUGACUGCACUUAAUGCUGCAAACAAAUUGUUCUACACCCUAGUUAAUUAUCACAGCAUUAAUCAGGCUGCUAAACAUUAAACACAGCCUGGACAAACCUGGAGCUAAAAAUACGGGUCUGAGUUUAUCUUUCUGACAGGGACAUUCAGAUUUUUAUGGUUAAUAUUUUUUUUAAGGUGGGAAAAUCCUGGGGACCCUUACCUGAGCAAUGAAGUCUGUGUAGAGCACCAUUCCCUCUGCAGUGCAUGAGGGUCCCAGAAUGAAAAUCCCAGUGCCCAGCACUACCUCCCUAUCUCUCACUAUUAAUAGCCUGGCACGCUCCCAAAAUGAGUGGAAUUUCUUACUUUGUUGCAAUUAAGCUUCACUGGUUGUCUUUUCCUUUGCACAUCAGGGAAAUUGGCUGACACUGGCUUCCUCAGUUUUACCUUAUCUACACUGCUACCUCCUCCCUCUUGCCUCCCGAUUUUCUCAUCUGGAGUACCUGUGAGAACCAGGGAACCGAGACAAUCUCGGAACAGCCCACACUGAGGUCCCCACACCUCUUCCAAAACAAAAGGAUUGCCAGGUGCUCUUAAACCAGAUGAAAGAGAUCACAGGAAUUCAGGAUUCAGCAUUCCUGCUUGCCGCUCUAAAGGCUGCUGAUGGAGAUCUCAUGGAAGCAGUCACCUUCCUGACAGAGGACCCCACUCCAGAGCCAGUGCAGAGCCCAGCUGCUGCAGAGCCAUCUGCCUGGGAAGGGAGCGUGGUGGCCAAGCUCCCACAGGAUGUUAGUGCUGUACCUGCCCCUCACAACCAAGACAACCUCUGCACAGACACUGUCAGACCACUGGAAUCACCAAAAGCUCCAGCUGCGGAAAGGGAUGCAGCUGAAAGGUCAGUGGAACUACCACAGGACGCCCAUUCCGCUGAAAACAAAAACCGCUCCAAAAGGAAACGCUGUGAAGUCUGGGGAGAGAACCCCAAACAGAAUGACUGGAGAAGAGCAGACGACUGGCCUGUUGGAAUGAAAAAUAUUGGAAAUACGUGUUGGUUUAGUGCUGUUAUACAGUCUCUGUUUCAGUUGCCAGAAUUCCGGAGGCUGGUCCUUGGGUACUCCCUCCCACAGAAUGUGCUUGAAAGUUGUCAUAGUCACACUGGAAAAAGAAACAUUGCAUUCAUGCAAGAACUUCAGUGUCUGUUUGCAUUGAUGCUGGGGACAUGGCGUAAGUUCGUAGACCCUUCUGCAGCACUGGAACUCUUGAGGGAUGUGUUUAGAUCAGCUGAGCAACCCCAGCAAGAUGUGAGUGAAUUUACACACAAACUGCUGGACUGGCUGGAGGACGCGUUCCAGCUCACUGUGAAUGUCACGAGCCCUGGGGACAAAUCUGAAAACCCAAUGGUGCAGCUCUUCUACGGGACUUUCCUGACUGAGGGUGUCCAUGAGGGCAACAGUUUUUCCAAGAUUGAGACCUUUGGUCAGUAUCCCCUUCAGGUAAAUGGUUACCGGAACCUGAAUGAGUGCUUGGAAGGAGCCAUGGUGGAGGGAGAGAUGGAUGAGGCAGCAGCAGCUCAGUCAGUGAAGUAUGGACAGGAGCGCUGGUUUACAAAACUCCCACCAGUUCUGACCUUUGAACUCUCCCGAUUUGAGUUCAAUCAGUCACUAGGACAGCCAGAGAAAAUUCACACCAAGCUAGAGUUCCCCCAGACUAUGUAUAUGGACAGAUACCUCUACUGCAAUAAAGAUCUUAUUCAGAUGAAGAGAGAGGAAAUGAAGAGAUUGAAGGAGAAAAUGGUGACUCUGCAGCAGAAACUGGAAAGGUACAUGGAAUAUGGCUCUGGCCCAGCCCGUUUCCCACUGCCUGACAUGCUGCAGUAUGUGCUUGAGUUCAUUGCUACAAAGCCAACUGUGGCUGCUUCCUGUGCUCAGAGCUCUCAAACAACACUCCUGCACUCCCAAGCCAAGCCUCGUGUUUUGGACGUGCUUUCACAGCCAGACAGCAUAAAAGAAAGGACCGAUACUAGGACUGAAGACGAAGCUUUCUUUGUGCCAAAUUCUUCACCGCAGCAGAACUCCAGUAUGGAGCUCCAGCCUCCUGUUUCACCAGCAGAACUGUCUGAACAUCCAGCUCCUCACGUGGUCUCUGAGGAAGAGCUGAACCUGGUUCAGACAUGUCUGCAACGAUGGAGAAACGAGAUCGAACAAGACGUGCAAGAUCUGAAGGAGUCUAUUGCUGGAAUCAACCUAUGCAUUGAACAAAUGUACUGUGACCCUCUCCUCCAACAGGUUCCCUAUCAUUUGCAUGCAGUCCUGGUCCAUGAGGGGCAAGCAAAUGCUGGGCACUACUGGGCCUUCAUAUAUGACCAGGCUCGGAAGAGAUGGCUCAAAUACAAUGACAUCUCAGUGACAGAGUCAUCGUGGGAAGAGCUGGAGCGAGAGUCGUUUGGAGGCCUGAGGAAUGCCAGUGCCUACUGCCUGAUGUACAUCAGUGACCAGGUGUCCCGUGUAGGUGCAGAUGGGGAUGAGGGCCCAGAGGCUAGACAGUUCCAGAAGGAAGUGGAAGCUUUGUCCCCAGAACUGAGACACUACAUCCAGGAGGACAACUGGCGCCUGGAGCAGGAGGCAGAGGACUGGGACGAGGAGCAAUCUUGCAAGAUUCCUCAGAUGGAGCCUUCGCCUACUUCUGAAUUGCAGGACCUCUCCUCUGAGUCAGGACCAGAGCAAUCGCCACUGUGUGAGCAGAGUGUGCGCUCCCUGUCCUCGGAGCACGCCAGGAUUGCCAAGGAGCAGACUGCCAAGGCCAUUGCCAACACUGCCGAUGCCUAUGAGAAGAACGGUGUCGAGGCAGCUCUGUGCGAGCGCAAGGAGGUAGAGCCGCUGAAGGCCCAUCCAGGAGAAACAUCCCCCACAGUUCAGGCAGAGCAGCCCCAGGACACUCAGGAAGCAGAGGCUGCUGCCCAAACUAGCUCACAGGUCUCUGAAGUGGAAAUCCCCAGUGUGGGGAAGAUUCCCGUUAGAUCCGAUGCAGAUGGAUAUAAUGAGGAGGUGAUGCUGAGUCCAGCCAUGCAAGGUGUCAUCCUGGCUAUUGCAAAAGCCCGCCAGACCUUUGAUCGUGAUGGGUCUGAAGCAGGGCUUGUUAAGGCAUUCCAUGAGGAGUACUCCCGGCUGUACCUGCUUUCCAAAGAGACCCCAACCCCCCAGAACGACGCCCGCCUGCAGCACGUGCUCAUCUACUUCCUGCAGAACAACGCUCCGCAGCAGGUGGUGGAACGGACCCUCCUCGAGCAGUUUGCAGACAAAAACCUCAGCUAUGAUGAACGGUCCAUCAGCAUCAUGAAAGUGGCACGGGCAAAGCUGAGCGAAAUCGGUCCUGACGAUGUUGACAUGGAGGAGUACAAGAGAUGGCACGAAGACUACAGCCUUUUUCGCAAGGUGUCCAUUUACCUGCUGACAGGGUUGGAACUCUACCAGAAUAGAAAAUACCAAGAGUCACUCACCUACCUGGUCUACGCCUACCAAAGCAACACCAAACUGCUGCUGAAGGGAACCAACCGAGGCGUGAGCGAGUCGCUGAUUGCCUUGUACAGAAGGAAGUGUCUCCUGAAGCUGAAUGAGGUGGCAGCUUCUCUUUUUGUCAGCUGUGAAGAAGCUCAUGUGUCAGAGGGUGUGAGCAUCCUGAAUGAGCUGAUCAUCCCCUGCAUGCAUCUCAUGAACAACUUUGAGAUCUCCAAAGAGGACGUGGAUGCCAUUGAGAUCAUGAGAAACCGCUGGUGCUCCUAUUUGGGACGAGAAGACAUGGAUGCAAAGCUGCAGAUGAAGCUGGGUGAGCUGCUGCCCCGGCUUCUGGACGGCUCCACUGAGGUCAUUGUGCUGAAAGAGCCCCCGAAGAUCCGACCCAACUCCCCUUACGACCUGUGCAGCCGCUUUGCGGCCGUGAUGGAGUCCAUUCACGGGGCCUCGGCCGUGGCGGUGAAGUAGCCCCGGGCCGCUCACCGUGGGGCCUCUGCCCGCCUGCCCGGGGCUGGUGCUGGAGUGGGGGAGGAGAGGGGGCGCUUGGGAUUCCAAGCUGUGUUCUUUGUACAUAUGAGCAGGUAAAAAGCAGUAUUGCACUUGUGAGGCAGAACGUAAGGCAGUAACACAAAGGACCUGGACCACUGUAACAGUGCAAGGCGCAGGCCCUGGCAGCACCGUGGGGCCCAGCCAGGCUCCACAGGUUCUUCUGUCAUGGCAGCCUAGAUGCAGCCCCUGGGCCCACGAUGGCACAGGAGCCCAACUCUCUCAGCACUGUGCACUGUGGCUGGGCUGUCGGGCACUUUCACAGCUCCCUGAAUGGUCUCUGCCAGAGGCUGCGUGCUCCAAUCCAGCCAGACUCCUGCUGAUGGGAGCCUGGGCUGAGUGAGGAGGAGGCAGCAAGGAGCAGUGGCUCACGCUCUGUCGCGUGGGCAGUCAUGCACACAGCUGCGUGUUCUGGUCAAGUCAAGCAGGCUUUUGCCUUUUGUAUUCCAGCUGGCACCAGAAAUCACACAGGAGCCUUCCUUGGAGAGGCACAGGCAAAUCCUGGCAGUGAGGAGCCAGGACGGGGCUGUGGGUUUGUGCCUGGCAGGAGCUCACUGGCUCAGGGCAAUCACAUCACCCCAGAGGAUAUUCUCCUCAUGGCCAAAAGGCAAACUUCCUUCUCCCUUUGGGUGGUGGGUCAGGGCUGGAUUAGUGUCAGUGACAACAUUGAGGGCUCAGAUCAGCUCGUUGUGUUGGUGGUGGGUGUUUGUGUUGACUUUGUUAAAAAAGUGCCCUGUUGGCAUUUCCUUCUGCGGUCGCCCUGUGCAUUUGAGCUGCAGUGGUUGUAAGCCAGAACUUCUGAGUCAGUGGAGGGGGAUCCUGUUUUUUGGAACUAUGCAGAGUUUUCUAACAGUGCAAUAAAAGCAUUUGUUCUAUGUUAGAAUGAAAAA
This is a messenger RNA of Parus major (Great Tit), 5884 nucleotides long. It is a transcript of the gene USP28, whose product is annotated as ubiquitin specific peptidase 28. The record is from RefSeq and is a predicted model, not a curated record. Gene Ontology annotation, molecular function: protein binding; cysteine-type endopeptidase activity; cysteine-type deubiquitinase activity. Gene Ontology annotation, cellular component: nucleus; cytosol. The coding region runs from base 1542 to 4916 and encodes 1124 amino acids. Gene Ontology annotation, biological process: DNA damage checkpoint signaling; regulation of protein stability; protein deubiquitination. The transcript has 26 exons. Lineage: Eukaryota; Metazoa; Chordata; Aves; Passeriformes; Paridae.